Messenger RNA from Trypanosoma cruzi, 1539 nucleotides. RefSeq lists its product as uncharacterized. The transcript has a single exon. Gene Ontology annotation, biological process: protein homooligomerization. The record is from RefSeq and is a predicted model, not a curated record. Gene Ontology annotation, molecular function: protein binding. Bases 1 to 1539 code for a protein of 512 amino acids. NCBI's taxonomy places the organism in Eukaryota, Euglenozoa, Kinetoplastea, Trypanosomatida, Trypanosomatidae.
AUGCCGCAGCGAAGCACCGUCACGCGGGAAAGGCACAAGCGCCCGCGUCACGGUGGCGAAGAGAUUCGGAAGGGGAGUGCCACACCGCACCGCAGCGACAUGAUUACAGAUGAGAGCGUAUCUCGAAAUGAUGAAAUAGACGAGUCACAGGAGUCAAACUGUCUUCCGUCAGCAAUCUCCGCGGCGGCGGAGGCAGCAGACAUACAGAAUGAAUUGAAACGUCAAUUCGACGCUUGCCAGCUAAUUGAGCGGGAUGUCGCCUCACUUCUGAAGCAGCGAGAGCUGUCAACCGUGGGGAUGGGCAGUAUUCUUUCACUGAGGAACAUCUCUCCAUAUGACGUUAUACGUCUUAACGUCGGGGACGAGACCUUUACUGUUCCUCUUCAGCUACUGCUCGGUAAAGAUGGUCAAGAAAACUAUUUCGACGUCCUCCUUGGAUUCCGUAGUAGUGGCACCUCCAGGGAUAAUGGCGAUGAGGAGGAGGAGGAGGCGGAUAAGAACAGACAGAGCCAAGUUGUGCAGCCUCCAUUGUUAGAUGAGACGGGGGCGCUUUUCAUCGAUAGAGACCCUGCCACUUUUCGUCUCAUUCUUAAUUAUCUUCGCGGUUACCGGAUGCUAACCAUGCUGAAUGAGGACCAGUUGUCGAUGCUCAAGACAGACGCACGGUACUUUCAAAUCCGUGGCUUGAUGGAUGAACUGGGUGAUCAAACUCCGGAGAGCGCGGUUAAGUUUCGGCCUGGACCAGGUGUGAAUCCUGAACGCAAUCGAUUCCGUGUUAUUUACGGUGUCGCUAUGGUCGGCAACCGAUUUCUCAUCACAGGACGUCACCGCAUCACAUUUCAGGUUCUUAACAGUGACUAUGUCGGUAUCGGACUGGUCUCUGACUCGUGUGUCAGCACAGAUCAGGAGUUUCACAGGACGUCGCACUGUUGUGUUUAUUAUAUGACAGGCGUCUUUUAUUCAAACUUUCCUCAUCACCGGAAGGAAGAUGGACUUGAGGCGUUAGAAAAAGAUGAUUACGUGUCACUCAUGGUUGACAUGAACAGGCGUGUGGCGGAGUACACCCUAAAGAACUCGGCCAAGAUGAUAUCACUUGGAAACGCACGGAAGCUUCGAUUUGCUGUAGCCAUGAAGUUGAGUUCAAGCGUGCGUAUUGUCCCAGAGGAAGAGGCACGACAACUUCCCCUUUUCCAGAGGAAGGCUCAGACAGAUGCCUUCCUGCCUGGUAACCGCACGCCGACGAUGGGCGACGACCGUGAGGCGCUCACACAAGUCUCGCAGUCCAAUGGCGCUGGGUUGUCAGCCCCAGGUAGAAUGCAGGAGCAGGUAUUGUUGCAACGGCCACAGAGUGCAACGUCUCUAUUUGUUUCACGUAGUUUGGAUGGAGGCUCGCGUCCUGGCUUCACCGAUGGGCUUGGAAGAAGAGCGCGGGCCAUCGUACUCAGCUCCUUUGCGAGUGGCUCUUUGCCAAGUGAUAUCAAUGAAAUUGAUCCGCUCCUAUUCAUCCCUGGGAACCGCGAAGCUCGUGAUGACACGUAA